AGCCCGGUGCUCCUUCCUCCCCCGACCUCCGAGGCGAAAUGGUUUUGCCUAAAGGCCCUCCUUCCGACCACGUGGGCCGCAGAAACCACGCUUUUUGAUCCUUGGGGAGCGGUUUCGUUCUAGAAGCUGAGUUCCUAGGCUGUGGUUUGUAGUUUGUCGGGGGACCGUUUGUGGCGCGUUUCCCGCCGAGGUGGUCGUGUCUCCACCCCCUAACGCCCAGGGAGGCUCUCUUAGGCCCGGGUUCUGAGCGCCAUGGCUCCCCGCGGGAGAAAGCGGAAAGCCGAGGCCGCGGUGGUGGCGACAGCGGAGAAGCAGGAGAAGCUGCAGAACGGCGGGGAGGGAGUGAAAGAGGCCAGCAUGGUUAUCGAGCACUGCACUAGCUGACGCGUCUAUGGGCGCAACGCCGCGGCCCUGAGCCAGGCGCUGCGCCUGGAGGCUCCAGAGCUUCCAGUGAAGGUGAAUUCUGCCAAGCCUCGGAGAGGCAGCUUCGAGGUGACGCUGCUGCGCCCGGAUGGCAGCAGUGUGGAGCUCUGGACAGGAAUUAAAAAGGGACCUCCACGCAAAUUAAAAUUCCCUGAGCCUCAAGAGGUGGUGGAAGAGUUGAAAAAGUACCUGUCCUAAGGCGGUUUGAACCAUUCCUCAUGCUGAGCUUUUCCUGGUGAUGUUGAAGGGACAUUUAUGAUGGGACAUGGCCAAACUUCAGUCAUGUGCCUGAAGCCAAGGUUUCUUCCCCUCCAGAAAUGGUUUGGUUGUGAGGCAACCCUUUAGUAAGGCAUUGGAAGUUA
Molecule: messenger RNA, 785 nt
Organism: Tupaia belangeri chinensis (Chinese tree shrew)
Lineage: Eukaryota; Metazoa; Chordata; Mammalia; Scandentia; Tupaiidae
Gene: SELENOH
Product: selenoprotein H
Exons: 4
Cellular component (GO): Golgi apparatus
Source: RefSeq, a predicted model, not a curated record